UGGGAGUAACCUUAUGGACCAUAUUUAAACCAUGAAAAUUGGAAUGUUAGAGCACAGGGUUUUUUUUUUGCAGCAACUCCUGUAACGAACAACAUUCAUCAUGGUUCACUGGACUGAUUCCCAAAUUAAAGCCAUAAACAAAAUAUGGACUAAAGUGAAUGCAAAAGAAAUAGGAGGCGAAGCCCUUGCUAGGUAUGUAAUAUAAAAUGAAUAAAUAAAUGUAUAUUUUUCUGUCUCCUCUCCCCCUCUCUCUCUCUCUCUCUAAAUAUAUAUAUAAAGAUUGGUUUAUGUUUUAUUUAGCAUUUUUCCCAUAUGUCACGUAAUUUUUGUUUUCUGACAAUAGAUUCCUGAUUAAGAAAAUCAUUUUUUUUCACAUGAAUCAUGAUUGUGUAUAAGUUUUGCUCGGUAAGCAAUAUACAUUUGAGGCUUUGUUUAUUUUUAUCAGGCUUCUGAGUGUCUAUCCUUGGACCCAGAGAUAUUUCAGUACAUUUGGUAAUCUGGGAAGUUGUGACGCUAUUAGCCACAAUGCUAAGGUUAUCAGCCAUGGUGAAAAAGUGGUUACAUCCAUUGGAGAAGCUAUCAAACACAUUGAUGAUAUUAAAGGAUAUUUUGCCCAGCUCAGCCAGUAUCAUUAUGAGAAACUGCAUGUGGACCCAGCCAACUUCUCGGUAAGAUGAGUGUAGUUUUAAUAAGAUUAUUUCAUCAAUAUUUAACCAUGAUACAUAUUAAUUUGUAAAGGCAUUCUACUGUCUGAUAAAGAUUUAUGUGCAUGUUAAUGUUUUCAUAAAUAAAUUGUGCUUCUCUUGCUUUAAAAAGGUAGAUUACUAAACAGUACUAAAGAGAUAGCUGACUUAAAUUCUAAGGACAAGUAGUGGAGAUGGAAAGUCUAUAACUUAGCUCAACUGAUUAUUUUCUACCUUGAAAUAAAUUAUGCAUCUUGACUGUCUGCUUAUAUUUUACUAAAAAUAUUCCAUUAUAAUACAGAUGCAAGUGAUUGUAAACAUUAGUUUUCCAUUCCAUGAUAGUAAUACAUUUGUAUCUCUUUCUAAUAGCGUUUUGGAUCUGUGCUGAUCAUUGUCCUGGCACGUCACUUCGGUGAAGAAUUCACUCCUGAGACACAAGCUGCCUUUAACAAGCUGUUCCAUGUUGUGGCGGAUGCUCUGGGAAAAGGAUACCACUAAACUAGCCUGAAGAACAUUUAAAGGAGUGUCAUGCUACAACAUUUAUUCCUAUUUCAUUUACUAUAGCAAUUGUAGAAAUGUGAUAUUCAAAAUGUAGCCAUUCAGUCCAGCUCCUAAUAAACACAAAGUUCUUACCUAUCCUGAGCUGAAGUCUUAAUUCCUGAAAUACAUUUGCAUGUGUUUAUUUAUACACUACAUUACAAUAGUAAUAUCUAAAUCAGACAGC
Pelobates cultripes (western spadefoot toad) is the source of this 1407-nucleotide messenger RNA. The record is from the annotation of a GenBank genome assembly. NCBI's taxonomy places the organism in Eukaryota, Metazoa, Chordata, Amphibia, Anura, Pelobatidae.